AGAACAUCAGAAUAAUAUUACCUGCUCUUCCACCAUCCAGAUCUGCUAAUUUUAGUUUCCAUGCACGAAGGGCGUGCAUCCUGGUUCCUGACCACUCGUUUAAGGUCCAAUCGCAUGUUGUCAUUGACUCAAUCAAAAAUCCAUCUUUAUCGAUAAGACCCCUACCGUUAUCUAGAUGGAAGUUUGAGGAGAAGGGAAAGUCGCUGUGAAGGUGGACCCCUUUUGUGAAUCUUAUUUGAUUGUGAUUUCGUCAAAUUGACCGAACAACCCUUUUCAACUGUCAUUUAAGAUACUGGUAUAUAAGGACAUUAGAGUUAACCAAACGAGAGUCACUCUUGGGCAGUAUUGACUGGUCCAAGUACUGCUGCUUUUGAGGUGCCGUCAAUACAGGGGCUGGAGGAGGGGCAAGAUGAUGACCCGCUUCCCAAACAGCAUCCGUGGAUUAGAUAACGAAACCAUUACUACAUCAUCCAUCAGAACAAUUGAAAAUUUCAGUUGCAAAUCAAAACGCCUUUCUAUAACUUCCUUACUUGAAUUUAUAACAAAAUGAACGACCAAGAGGCCUUCGCCAUCGCUGUUGAAGAAGCAGUUAUAGGUUAUAAGGAAGGCGGCGUCCCAGUGAGACUACAUACCCCAUGCUACAACAAGAAAGCAAUUACUGAGUAACUUUGCAGAUUGGAGCUGCUCUGGUUUCUAGAGAUGGUAAAUUAUUAGGGAGAGGUCAUAACAUGCGAGUCCAGAAAGGCUCUGCAAUUCAUCAUGUAAGUAAAAAAACGUCACCUUCCAUUGCCAUUUUUCACGCUAUAUACCUUAGAGGAAUACCCCCAUCUUGAAAUCCGUAGUCCUACCGUUGUAGGAAAUUGCAACCGCUGUAAGCUUUUGCAACCGUGCUAGAACCGUCUGUAAUCUAAACAGAACUGUUGCACGACAGUUUUACAACGGUUGCAAAAUCACAACGGUUGUAGAAAUGGGGGAUUUCCUCUAAGGUACUCGAUUUGUCGUCAUCAUAUAUGCUUAAAUAGUCUGAAAAAACCCCGGGAGUAAAUUCUGACCAAAAUUCGUAGGGCGAAACAGCAGCGCUAGAAAACUCUGGCCGCCUUCCGGCAUCCGCAUACAAAGGCGCUACCAUGUUUACAACGUGUGUAUUUGGUAUCUACCCUAAGAUGCCAUUGGCUAACCGACCCUCCUAGUCUAUCUCCUUGCGAUAUGUGCACAGGAGCCUGCCUUCUUUAUGGCAUCUCAAGAGUGGUAAUUGGUGAGAACAAGACCUACUUAGGCGGAGAAGAGUACUUGAAGAAGCGAGGGGUUGAGGUUGUGGUAAUGGGAAAUAAGGAAUGUCAGGAAUUAAUGGAGAAGUUCAUUAAGGAAAAGCCCGAGGUUUGGUAAGUAGACAAGCUCUGACCCCGAUGGAAAAUGGCUGAUUGGUACUAGGAACGAGGAUAUUGGUGAAGAAAAGAGAGUAUAUUCCAAGGAGAUAAAGCAAUAGAUGACGGAAAGUGGCAGGUUAUUGGUUAAUGAUAAACCGCCAAAAACUUUUCUGCAUUUCUAGUAUUUCUAUAAUUUAUUUGCUGGUUAGUCUAUGCAAUUCUUCAAAAUAGAACUUGAGGUCAUCCGGGUUGACGCGGGGGGUAAUUCCUGUAAAAAGAUCAGC
This is a messenger RNA of Hymenoscyphus albidus, 1651 nucleotides long. NCBI's taxonomy places the organism in Eukaryota, Fungi, Ascomycota, Leotiomycetes, Helotiales, Helotiaceae. The record is from the annotation of a GenBank genome assembly.